CAGUUUGAAGCAGUAAAACCAAAAAUCAUAAUCCAUAACUUUACUUGGUACAACGUUUAUAAGAGUCAGUUUCUUUGCCUUUGUUUUUUUUUUUUUUUGCAAUAACUUCUUUCGAUUUCAAGUUUCAACUCAGAAGGCCUUUGUUCUGUUUUUCAGUUUCUUUUUUCUCCAUGCAAAGCUUUAAUUUUUAUCCCAGAUUUUGAAGAUCGUUAUCGGAGACCUUGUUCACAGACAUGAGGGACUUCAUUCUUGACUUUGAGUACUUCGCAGAAGGUCUGUGUUGGUAUUUUUUGGAUGCUUUGGACAUUGCUGCUGAGGAAUUAAUCUUGUUUUUCCAGGUGUUAGUGUCCUUCCUUGAGGAGUGUGGUCAUUUCCUGUCUUGCCUGAUCUUGAUUGCUUAGAUUCUUGACAACUCUGAAUUUGAUAUUGAAAGCUUAUUCCUUUUGGGAGUUGAAGAUUUUAGUUUAUUAUAUCGUUUUAAAGCUUGCAGCUUAGAUUCUUUGCAUACUGAGACUGGCUCCAAUGGGAUCGAUUCAGAACACUGUUCACUAUUGUUGUCUGUCAAAAGGUAACAGGACUCUAUAUGAAUACAGUGGGGGAGACCAUGAGAUAGAAAAUUUGGCUGCUUUGUGCUUGGAAAGGACUCCCCCAUUCCACAAGUGGUACUUUGAGUCAAGAGGUAAAAAGAUUUUUGGGUUUUUGAUAGAAGAUGGGUAUGUUUAUUUCACAAUUGUUGAUGAGGGUCUUGAAAGCCAUGGUUUGCUUCAGUUUCUAGAGCACAUGAGAGAUGAAUUUGAAAAUGUUGCUAGGAAGGGUUCAAGAGGUAGCUUUUCAGGUAUGAGUUCAAUUGGCAUCCAAGAGCAACUAGUUCCUGUUAUCCGGCGCUUGAUAACUUCAUUAGAACACGUUUCACAUAGUGGCAAUGAUUGGAAGGCUGAGACUCCCUCAUCAGACCAUGCAGGUCUCUCCCCAUCUCCAAGUAAUGCAAAUGCACAACUUGAAGCUGCUAGUUCUACUAAAGCCCCUUUGUUGGGCAAAUCUAGCAGGCAAGAGAAGAAGAAGUUGAAGGAUCAUGUGGUUGCAGUCAGAGAUAUUGAGUUGGAGGAGCAUCGGAAAUCUACAGAUAGAGGAGUGAAAGUUAAUUCAACAGCAUUGGAUUCUAAUAACCAAAAUGGAGCCAGUUCUUCAAUCUCAUUGCAGAAGGACUUAGGUUCAAUGAGGAUCAGAUCUGGCUCUCAGAACAUUCGAAAGAAGUGGUGGCGACAAGUCAGGAUUGUUCUUGCUAUUGAUGCAGCUGUUUGUUUAGUAUUGUUCGUGAUUUGGUUGUCAAUCUGUAAGGGCAUUCACUGCACCCGUUAGUGAUUCCAAAUCAAUGCCACAAUUGAAGUUUCAUGUUAAGCACUGGACAUAAAAAUUCUGUAAGAGUAGGUUUCAGCAGAGAGAGAAUGGUUGAAAGCAAUAUAUCAAUCUUGUCAGUGGGUUAAAAAGUCUCUUUGAAGGUUUGUGUUUCAAAUUACUUAUGCAGUGGCAUUAGAUGUAGAGAGUCCUCUGUAUAGUUUCAUAGUUUUAAUGCAUAUGUACAUCAAAAUCAUAUUGUUUAUCUGAGUGUUUUUACACCAUUUUCUGCAUCAAUGUAAUAUUUAUAGUUGCCGAUGCAAAUAAGAUGUUCUCAUGACAUCUUAAAUCUUAAUUCCUUUUUUUUUUUUUUUUGCCAUUUUAUGUUUCAAAGAUAUGCAAAGGUGCCAUUGCCACCUUUUGCUUAGUAUAAUUGAGAUGCUAUCUUAAAUUCUUGUUCCUCUAGUUCCACUCUAUGAUUGAAAAUUGUUAACUGAA
This is a messenger RNA of Theobroma cacao (cacao), 1833 nucleotides long. Lineage: Eukaryota; Viridiplantae; Streptophyta; Magnoliopsida; Malvales; Malvaceae. The record is from RefSeq and is a predicted model, not a curated record.